AUGGCGGAGUUGGCGCAUGCCAUUCCGGCGGUGGACAUGAUCAAUGCCACGUCGAGGCUUCAGAUUGAAGCCGCUGAGGUCCGCGCUAGUAAGCCAAACUGGGGUUCCUAUUUGCGUUCGCAGAUGAUUCCGCAAGAGGACUAUAACUUCAUCUCUGCAUACGAGAACGCCAAGAGCAAAGAGGAACGUGACACAGUUCUGGCUGCGAACGACGCCAAUGGACAAGCUGCACGAACGAUCGUGAAUCUCAUUACCAAUGUUGCAAAGGAUCAGAACGUGCGCUAUGUAUUGACGCUCCUCGAUGACAUGCUUCAG
Cylicostephanus goldi is the source of this 315-nucleotide messenger RNA. NCBI's taxonomy places the organism in Eukaryota, Metazoa, Nematoda, Chromadorea, Rhabditida, Strongylidae. The record is from the annotation of a GenBank genome assembly.